ACGGUUUCAUACAGCACCACCGCGCUCUGGCAACGCUGUGCGCCGGCAUCCGGCGCCCCUAGGAAACUUCCGGUAGCGGUUCCUUUGGCUCGUUUUUGCUGGUAGUUGUUGGCUCGCGCGCUCGUCCUGUGCGUAUUAUGUGUUAUUUUUGGGGGUUUAUCAAUAUCAGUGCGACUUGUGGCAUUAAGUGUGUUGCGUGACGGCGAGUAGCUCUCUGGAGCAUUGACUGUUUUCGUUACUUUCAAUCCUCAACGGUGUUUUCCUGGCUGUUGUUGUUGCUGGCUUGAAAAUGCAUUCCGAAUCGUACAUAUCACCUGUGAAACGUUCAAGGAAGGGUUCGUGUUGUGUCGUGCCAGGGUGCAGCCUUCGCUCAGGAACCAACCUCCUUUCGAAAGUUCGAACAUUUAGGUUCCCUGUCGAGGCUGACAGGAGAAACGCCUGGAUAGCAGCGGUGCGCCGGGACAAGUGGCAGCCUACCAAGAGCUCCCAGAUUUGCUCUGCUCACUUCAUCCAAGGCCAGCCGUCUUGUGAUCCAAAUCACCCGGACUACACCCCUACAGUGUUUCCGUAUAGAGCACAAGGAAACUCUGGGCAGAAGAUUGCAAGGUUUCAGCGUGCUCAAAGAAAACGUCCUUUUGAACGAGCAGACAAUGUUGCUGAUUCCAGUUCCGACCCUUCAACAUCCACGAGUGACGCUAAUGGCCUCUGUGACAGUCCAAAGAUGUGCGAUGGUGAAACACAAACAGAACUCACCACAAAGGACAUUGCAGUUCUGCUACAAGAAAAUGAGGCGAUGAAGCAACGUCUGAGAGAUAUGGAACACAGCUCUGAACCUGCUGAAAAGGAAGAAGCGAUCAACCUUCCAGAAAUUACACGAACUGUGGUGAUGCAGUCAGAUAAAACUUUGAAGUUUUACACAGGGCUAGUCUCUGCUACAAUGUUCAGGGCUCUGCUGCAGUUUGUGUUGUCUAUUUGGACACCAUCAAAUACAACAAGCCUGGAUGCAGAGCAGCAGCUGCUUCUGGUGCUCAUGAGACUGCGUCUGGGGCUGCUCACCAAUGAUCUUGCGUACCGAUUCGGCAUUUCAGUAGGUUCCGUGAGCGUCAUUUUCCAUUCAUGGCUUGAUGUUCUAGCCACGAACUUUAAGAAGUUCAUCAUUUGGCCAUCCCGACUAGCACUACAAUCUCACCGCCUGCCAGCUUUUGAGGACACAUUAUUUGACAACCUAAGAGGUAUAAUUGACUGCACAGAAAUAUUUAUUCAGCGCCCAACUGCUCUGGAAGCUCGGAGUCAGACCUAUUCCAAUUACAAGCACCACAAUACUGUGAAGGUACUUGUUGUGAUUUCACCUUCAGGUUCAGUAACUUUUGUGUCCAAGGCAUGGGGUGGAAGGGCAUCUGACAAAGAUAUCACACUGCGUAGUGGAGUGCUAGAUAUGGUUGAGGAAGGGGAUUGCUUUCUGGUCGACAGAGGCUUCCGAUGUGAAGAGAUGUUUGCUGCUCGAGGUGCAACAAUACUGAUGCCCUCCUUGACAAAAAAACGACCACAGCUUUCAGGAGGAGAGGUAACAACAUCAAGAAAGCUCUCUCGGGUUCGCAUCCAUGUUGAAAGAGCUAUUCAACGACUGAAGCUCUUCAGAUCGCUCCAAGGUGUGCUACCGGUGAGCUUUGUUAAAAGAUCAAGUGACAUGGAUUGUGCAACAAUCGACAAGGUGCUAGUCGUCUGCAGUGGGCUCGUCAACCUGCAAACUCCUAUCAUCAACAACCUUGAGAAAGACAUUACCAUGGAUCAUGAAGCAGCAUGAACACUUGCUCCAUUCUCCACGUGAAUGUUAUGCAACCGUGAUAGAAAAUACCUGUGGUGUGUUGUUCUUUCAGUGAGUAGGAGACUGGAAUUUGAGAGAAGUAAAAUUUUUAUGGCACACGCUGUUUCUACAUCACAUGCCAAGUGACACCAAGACUAUGUCGCAUACAACUCAAGAAUGAAGCAGUGAAUGACACUCAAAGGGGACCCUCCAAUCAGUGGUGUCGACCGACUGUCGUGACGUGGUUCAUCUGCAUGCACAUGCCAGUGUGACCAAGUGGGCUUUCAGGUACAAGAGGAUUAACCACGGAUUAGCCGAAUCAACCGCAACGUCAUGCCAUUAAGGAUGGCCUCCUUGGUGGGGCAUCUGCCACUUUGUUCUUCAAUUGUAUUGCAUUGGUACGCUUUUCCAUUUUUGCUAACCAUGUUGAAUAUUGUCCCUUUUCCUUCAUUCGUUUAUCACAUGUGUUCAUUGCACUGAAUAAUCAUUACUGCAGACAUAAAGCAUGAGGUGAAGGCAUGCUUCAGCAUUUUUGAUAUUAAAAGAAAGGUGUAGAUUCA
Messenger RNA from Dermacentor silvarum, 2364 nucleotides. RefSeq lists its product as uncharacterized. Bases 290 to 1804 code for a protein of 504 amino acids. The transcript is spliced from 2 exons. The record is from RefSeq and is a predicted model, not a curated record. Lineage: Eukaryota; Metazoa; Arthropoda; Arachnida; Ixodida; Ixodidae.